GAAACUGUCUCUGGCGGGCGGCUCGGAUGUUUCCGGACGGGGGCGGAAAUGGCCGAAGGCCGGCGGCGGCGGCCAUGUUGGGAGCUGCUGCUGUGUGAGUGUGAGAUGAGCUGAGGGGAGCCGGAUCUCGGGGCGGAGAAGGCGGCUUGGCCGGGGGCAUUCGGCCUCCGGAUUUUAGCCCCGGCUCCGCGCAGCCUUCGCCUACGCGCACGCCCGGUUCCCGGCGGCGCGGCCUGGUCCCUGCGCCUCGUCCCAGGGUUCGCCUGAGCCAUCGGGCCGGGCUCCCCUCACCGCGGCCCGGCGGAGACCCAUGUCCGAGCCCCGGCGCCCUCCGGCUCCCUGAGUCCCCUCUUCCCCCUGGGGUUCCCCCAUGGUGGUGGCUUGGCCGCCCCCCAGCGGUGUGAGGAGAGCCCCGGCCUGAGCCCCAGGAACUGCCGGAGCCGCUGCCAAGGGGGGGCCAAGAUGUCGAGCAGCGGCCGGAGCCCCCUCCCCACCGUGAAUGAGAGAGACACGGAGCAGCCGGCACUGGGCCACCCAGAGUCCAAAGCCAGCAGCAAGUCCAACAUGCUGCGGGGCCGCAACUCUGCCACCUCCACCGAUGAGCAGCCGCACAUUGGGAACUACCGCUUGCUCAAGACCAUCGGCAAGGGCAACUUCGCCAAGGUCAAGUUGGCGCGCCACGUCCUGACGGGGAAAGAGGUGGCUGUGAAAAUCAUUGACAAGACGCAGCUCAACUCGUCAAGCCUGCAGAAGCUCUUCCGGGAAGUGCGAAUAAUGAAGGUUUUGAAUCAUCCCAACAUAGUUAAAUUAUUUGAAGUCAUAGAGACGGAGAAGACGCUGUACCUCGUCAUGGAGUACGCCAGCGGGGGUGAGGUGUUCGACUACUUAGUAGCCCAUGGAAGAAUGAAAGAGAAAGAAGCCAGGGCAAAAUUUCGACAGAUAGUGUCUGCUGUGCAGUACUGUCACCAGAAGUUCAUUGUACAUAGAGACUUGAAGGCCGAGAAUCUGCUGCUCGAUGCCGACAUGAACAUUAAAAUCGCCGACUUUGGCUUCAGCAAUGAGUUCACGUUCGGGAACAAGCUGGACACGUUCUGUGGGAGCCCUCCCUAUGCUGCGCCCGAGCUCUUCCAGGGCAAAAAGUACGACGGCCCCGAGGUGGACGUUUGGAGCCUGGGUGUCAUCCUGUACACCCUGGUCAGCGGCUCGUUGCCCUUCGAUGGGCAGAACCUCAAGGAACUGCGGGAGCGGGUCUUGCGGGGCAAGUACCGGAUCCCCUUCUACAUGUCCACGGACUGUGAGAACCUGCUGAAGAAAUUCCUCAUUCUCAACCCUAGCAAGAGAGGCACUUUAGAGCAAAUCAUGAAAGACCGCUGGAUGAAUGUGGGGCAUGAGGACGACGAGCUGAAGCCCUACAUGGAGCCCGUCCCUGACUACAAGGACCCACGGCGGACAGAGCUGAUGAUCUCCAUGGGGUACACGCGGGAGGAGAUCCAGGAGUCGCUGAUAGGGCAGAAGUAUAACGAGGUCAUGGCCACUUACCUGCUGCUGGGAUACAAGAACUCAGAGCUGGACAACGACAACAUCACGCUGAAGCCAAGGCCUGCGGCCGAGCUGGCCAACAGUAGCGUCCCCUCCCCCUCGCACAAGGUACAACGCAGCGUCUCGGCCAACCCCAAGCAGCGGCGCUUCAGCGACCAGGUCCCUGCCAUCCCCACCUCCACUUCAUACUCCAAGAAGACCCAGAGCAACAACGCGGAGAACAAGCGCCCCGAGGAGGAGCGUGAGGCUGGGCGUAAGGCCAGCAGCACCGUCAAAGUGCCCGCCAGCCCGCUGACCGGGCUCGAGAGGAAGAAGAGCACGCCCACCCCAUCCACGAACAGUGUCCUCUCCACCAGCACCAACCGGAGCCGGAAUUCCCCCAUGCUGGAGCGGACCGGCUUGGGCCAGAACUCCAUACAGAAUGGCAAGGACAGUUUAACCACUCCGGGGUCCAGGGCUUCCACGGCUUCCGCUUCCGCCGCCGUGGGCUCCGCACGCCCGCGCCAGCACCAGAAAUCCAUGUCUGCCUCCGUGCACCCCAACAAGCCCACGCUGCCCCCCACUGAAAAUAACUGUGAGGCCCAGAGACCCAGCACUGCCCCCCAGAGGGUCCCGGGGGCUUCACCCUCUGCCCACAACAUCAGCAGUGCCAUCCCAGAACGCACCAACUUCCCGCGGGGCAUCUCCAGCCGCAGUACCUUCCACGCCGGGCAGCUCCGGCAGGUCCGGGACCAGCAGAACCUCCCCUACAACGUACCACCUGCCUCACCCUCUGGGAACAGCCAGGGACGCCGGGGUGCCUCCGGCAGCAUCUUCAGCAAGUUCACCUCCAAGUUUGUGCGCAGAAAUGUGUCUUUCAGGUUUGCCAGAAGGAACCCGCAUGAGCCAGAGAGCAAAGACCGAGUGGAGACCCUCAGACCUCACAUGGUGGGAGGGGACAAGGAGCGGGAUGAGAACCGGGACGCCAAGCCUCGCUCGCUACGCUUCACCUGGAGCAUGAAGACAACGAGCUCCAUGGAGCCCAACGAGAUGAUGAAGGAGAUCCGCAAGGUGCUGGAUGCCAACAGCUGCCAGUGCGAGCUGCAGGAGAAGUACAUGCUGCUGUGCAUGCACGGGGCGCCCGGCCACGACUCCUUUGUGCAGUGGGAGAUGGAGGUGUGCAAGCUGCCGCGGCUGUCACUCAACGGUGUGCGAUUCAAACGGAUAACGGGCACCUCCAUGGCCUUCAAGAACAUUGCCUCCAAGGUGGCCAAUGAGCUCAAGCUUUAACCAGCCCCCUGCUGCGCUGCACCCCACGUGCCCUGGGCUGGGACGAGGAGAUCCUGAGCUGCAGGAUCUCCCCACGGCGGUGUGCCAGGGGGCACUGAGACGCAGACCCUCCUCCCUCAAGCUGGGCGCCCGGGAGGGGCAUUGGAGACGCUCCUGCCCACCUUGCAAGGACCCACAGCCGUGCACCAGGACAGGGGGUGCAAAAACAUGCCUCCUCUCCCCCACUGCUGUGCCGAGAUGCCCCCUGGCUGUGCACCAGGAGAGGGGGGCACAGCUGCCUCCCGUGCAGACAUGCACCCCCCGCAGUGCAUGGGGGGGCCCAGAGCCGCACACUCCUCCCCUUGCAGGAUUGUAAUUAAUUGGAGAAAUGUUUAUUUUUUGAUACCCUGGUGGGGGCGGCAGCAGAGACGGUGGUGGGGAGAGGGCUGGGGGCCAGCAUGCCCCCUGCUGCCGCCAGCAUGCGGGCUCCAGCAAAUCGUGGUACUGCCCCUCAGAUGCCUGCCAUGCUGGCCAGGAGCUCUUACCAAAAAAAAAAAAAAGUGGUUCAAAAGCCAGAGAAGUCCGGCCCUCUUUCCCACAAUGCCUUUCACCCCUCACCUCUCCCACAAUGCCUUUCACCCAGCCCCCCUGCAGGUGCCAACUUGCCCUUUCCCCAGGGGGCAGGUUGCUUGGGGCUGGGCCUGCUGUGCUGGGCACUAAGGGCAGCUCCCACAGGCUGGGGCAGCAGCAGGGAGCUGGGAAAGCCAGACCCCACCUUCCUGCGGGUGCCCCCUAUUGGGCAUUAAUAUGGGGGUGGGGUUGGCAGCCUCUCCCCCAGCCAGCUGUAGCACGUGGGCUCCCAGGCUGAGCCCCUGCCCUGAGUGAGGAUGAUCAGGCCCAACCAGACAAGCCCCUCCCCAGCUCUGCUCCCGCUAGGGGGGGGGAAAGGCGGGAGGGGGAGGGGUGCUGCGGCUGGGCUGUGAGCUCCCCCUCCUCUAGCCUGGAGCACUUGGUUGAUGGGCUCCCUCUCCCAGCUGCACCCCGUCCCCCUCGGUCUGGCAGUAACUCCCCCAGCUGGCCCAUGUCAGAGACCCAAUGGGGGUGGCGGGGAAUCAGUGCAGGGACUGGCUGGGAUGAGGGGGGGGCUCUUGGCAGCAGCCUCCUCUCCCCUGCUGCCUAUCCCUUGCUUGGAUGGAGGGUGCAUCCCCCUCCCCCCCGUGCAUCUCACAAGUGGGGGUGGUUCAUACCAAAUCUCCCCAGUCCCAGGGUGACUUCCCCCAGGACAGGGGUGGGGGUGUCAGGCUGGAGGGGUCUGAGGCCUCUUCCCCAGGGGGCUCUGCCCUGAGCUGAGCCCCUGUCUUAGACACAAUAAAGAGAAUGUUUUUAAACUGCACUGCAGCUCUGGUGUUCUUCCCCCCCCCAGCUCUAGGACUGGCUCACCUCCUUCCCCCAUCCCUGGAGUAGGCUGCCCCUGGCCUGCAUUGGGCACAGCUGGACCCUGGGGCAUUAGAGGGGCUGUUGGGUGUCAGGGAGCUCUUGGCGAGGCCCCUUCUCUGGAUCUGCCCCCAGCUAUGGUUCAGCUUCCCCCCCUGUGCCCACCAGCUGUGCCGUCUGCCCCAUGUGGGGUGGGGCAGGGUCUCCCUGGGACUGGCUGAGUGGUGGUGAGUGGACCCCCCCACACUCUGUUCCCUAGCAGCAGUGGGCACCGCUGGGGGCCUACCCUGAGCAGUGGAAGGGGUCUAGUGUUCCGGAGUGAGGGAGUCAGGACUCCUGGGUUCUAUCUAGCGAGUCCUUCUCCAUUGGGGAACUCAUGACAUCUUCCCCCAGCCCCUGUGCUUGGCCCUGAUCCCUGUCCAGUUCCCUGUGCUAGGGGUGAGGAGUUGUAGGAGCCACGGAGUGUCCCAUGCAGGGCCCCCCAUGCUGGACUUUGGAUGAUCCUGUCAGUGGGGGCUGGGUUUGGUAAUGCCAAAUGAUUGGGGAGUGUUACCUGCUGGCCUAGGAACAGGAGCUCCUCCCCCUCUCCAGCCAUUGGUUCUUGGCUCUGGCUCCCCCUCUGCGGGAGUAGUGGCAGGGGGAGGGGAGGCCUUGCCCACAUGGCUGAGGUCCUGAUUGAGCCCAGAGCUGCUCCUGUUUUCUGGUUAGGCAUUGGAGGGGGGCACUGCCUUGGAGUGUGGGGGGCACAGGUACUUGAAGCCAAGAAUAGGCAGGGGAAAGGCAGCAGUUGUGUGGUGCUGGGGGGAGAGGGUCUGAUAUCCCCCUCUAAUCCCAGCUGGCCCUGGCUCAGCAGGGACCCCUCAGCCAAUGUUUCAGGGCCUACACUUGCUCCAUUUACCACCCCACCCCCCCAACACUGACUACAGGAUUUCCCCUGCUUUGCCCCGCCCCCCUUGCACUGGCUGCACUAACAUUCCCCCCUCCCCCCCAUCGCCACCAGGCUUCUCCAUCCAUCAUAGCCACACUUGUGAUGCUAAAUAAUGUACUUCCCUGCCCCUGGGGGGCUGUUCCUCCCCCUCCCCCCACCUGUAUAUAUCUGUACUGAUACCUCGGUUUUGUGAGUGGUUUUUUUUGUUUUGUUUUAUUCUGAUCAGAAAAUGCCUUUUUUUUUUUUAAUAAAAAAAAAAUCUGCUCUGGCCCCCGACGCUGCCCCCUGCUGGGAGGUCAGGGAAUGGGCUCUAUGCUGCCCCCUUCUUGGGGGUGGGGGGCCCUGCCACUGCCCCGUCCUGGAGGGCUUUGGCCCCGCUGGGGCCCUGGAGCGGAGCUGCGAUUCGAUGUAGUUUUUCCAGGUUCUAGAUUAAAACUUUCCAGAAAGA
Messenger RNA from Mauremys reevesii (Reeves's turtle), 5597 nucleotides. RefSeq names its product microtubule affinity regulating kinase 2 (gene MARK2). Gene Ontology annotation, molecular function: protein serine/threonine kinase activity; ATP binding; tau-protein kinase activity. Gene Ontology annotation, biological process: microtubule cytoskeleton organization; protein phosphorylation; intracellular signal transduction. The coding region runs from base 463 to 2808 and encodes 781 amino acids. The record is from RefSeq and is a predicted model, not a curated record. Lineage: Eukaryota; Metazoa; Chordata; Testudines; Geoemydidae. Gene Ontology annotation, cellular component: cytoplasm. The transcript is spliced from 19 exons.